This is a messenger RNA of Hyla sarda, 4146 nucleotides long. It is a transcript of the gene POM121, whose product is annotated as POM121 transmembrane nucleoporin. Gene Ontology annotation, biological process: RNA export from nucleus; protein import into nucleus. The transcript is spliced from 13 exons. Gene Ontology annotation, cellular component: nuclear pore. The record is from RefSeq and is a predicted model, not a curated record. Lineage: Eukaryota; Metazoa; Chordata; Amphibia; Anura; Hylidae. Bases 149 to 3346 code for a protein of 1065 amino acids. Gene Ontology annotation, molecular function: structural constituent of nuclear pore.
GGAAAACAUUUACCAAGACAAGCUCUUUCAAAAGAAGCGCUGGGCGGGGCAACCCCACGUUGCCUGGUUACACGGGAUGUGACGGACGGGGUCCUGAGCGCGUGGAGCAGGCUGGGUAUUUAAGGCCUGGCGGGGCGCACGGCCGAUCAUGUGUCCGUCGGGAGGGCGGGGAGGAGGGGUCAGGGACCGGCUUAGGCGGCUUUUUAGGCAGGCGUUGGAUCGUGAGUUGCCGCCAGUCUCCCUGCUCCUUCCGGCUGCCCUGCUGCUCCUGGUGUUCGUGUACUGCUUCCCCCUGCUCAGCGCCCUGCUGCUGUGUGUGCUCGCCGGCUGCGUUUACUGGAGCUCCGGGGGACGGUUGUGGAGAUUCCCGGAGUGGAGACACCGUGCUGGCGGAGCGUUCGGUGGACGGCAGAGACCCGUACAGUACCGGAGGGUGAGGGAGCCGGUUGUCAAGUGGAGUCCGAUCUCCUUGUUGUUACUGAUGGGGAGCUACCUGGGGAAGGAAGAGCCCCCGGCCCGGGCAAUCGGCCGAGGGACCCGGGACCUGAAAGAGAGGUUAACCAGACCGAAUCCCACGGUGCUCACCCCGGCCAGGCGCCUGUCCUUCAGGGAGACUCCUGUUGUAAGUAACCGGACCUAUAUGAGCCCACGCAGGCGGUACCCUACCCACCAACCCCAAUACAGUAUGCCGGGAUCUCUUCCUACCGUCUACUUAGAGGGCUUUCCCAGAAAAGCUGUGCUGUCUCCUAAACACUUUCAGAUGCGAAGUCCUGUGACCGUGAAGAUUGCACGUCCUGAUCUCAAUAUCACUCGUUCGCCAGUUUUAAACAGUCUGUUGUCUCCUCGCCUGGCCUCUCCAUCAGCUGCAUGUGCCCCCCCAGAUCCUUGUGCAAAGGAGACUGUUCUUAAUGCCAUCCGGGAGAGCAGAAAGAGAAUAAACAAAGAUGAAGAAUACAGUGCUGAUCGGGGGAUAGAGAACAAGAGAAGGAGACAGGUUAGCAGUGGAAGUGGAGGGUCUACAUCUGAAUCUCCAGAGGUUAAUGGUUCCUUGUCUUAUGUCUCCAAGUCUGACACAUUGAAAAGAGCCCUGAAUAAGCAUCUGCUGGAUGAGACUGUUAACAAGCGCUCCCGUACCUCCUCCAAUAGUUCACUGAGUAGCUGCGCAAUGAAUGGAUUCACGAUGCCGACACACAAUGCAAUCACCAGCUCCUUCAGCUCUAGCAGAGUACUCCUACAGAAAAGAAAGAGAAAUUGCCAGAAUACAUCUGUAAUUUCAAGCCCGCCCUUGUCUCGAAGCCAAACGCCAGACCUAUCAGCCAAAAAGGCCAGAGAAGAACUGCAUGACUCAAGCCAGUCUACUCCUGUAAAGUCCGACAGCAGGGACCAGUCUGGGCAGUUCAUCGAAACUCCUUCCUCAAAGUCGUCUACAUUAAAUUCAUCUGUUGAUAAUGGAAGUGGAGGGCCUCGUAGGAAGAAGGUUUUGUUGGUCUGCUCAGGGCGUGGGGAACAGUACCCACUGCCUCCUCCACCUGUGGUUGGAUACAACAUUACAUCAAAGGAUUUGGAUUCUGAGAAAAAAGCAUUUUUGCAGAGGCUUAACAAGGCACUGGAAGAAACAGCUGAUACUAUCCCUACCAGCUCGGCGCCAUCUACAGUAACUACUAUAGCAGCAUCACCACUCUUUAGUUUAGCUACAGCAUCCUCCACUCUGACGUCCCAGACCUCUACAGUGAGCAGCAACCCCUUACUACAGAGUCUAGCAAAAAUGCAGAACAAGGAGGAAUCAAAAGGUGAAGACCAUGUCAUUCUCAAACCUGUACAGGCUGUUGCUGUAGACGUUCCCAAUAACAAAGUUCCCAUGCUGGGCUUGUCUUCUCCUAAAGAUGUUUUGGGUGCCUCUCAGAAUGUUUCCCUCACGCUGACUUCCCAACCAGUUGCAGCCGUGCUCAGCACCUCAACACCUCAACCAGAUGCUGGUGUCCAGAACAAACCUGAAUCAAAGAGUAGUCUUCUCCAACUACUUACCCAACCUUCAGGAAGCAAUUCACAAUCUAGCUUUAAGCCGCUAUUUCCCAGUAAUGUGAAUGCUAAUCCACCAAGUGUUUCCUCCAGUGCACCAUCAAUGCCCUCGGUCUCUUCAACAAAUACUUUUAAACCAAUAUUUGGAGAACAAAACGUGCAGCAAAAUCAACCUGCCAGUACAUUUAAACCAAUAUUUGGGGACUCGACACUUCAGCAACCUGCUGCGUCUGCAUCCCCCUUCACAUUCCAGGUGAAUUCUAAUCCCACAUCCACAGCGCCUCCAUCUUUUUCUGGAUUUGGAGCUACAGUGACCAGUACAACUCAAAGCACGGAUGGCGCUGCAAAGCUGUCCCUUCCUCUCCCCACGUCCAGCAGUGCCACCCCUAGUUUUAGUUCAGCCUUCACUGGGGGUGCAACCUCUAGUAGCGCACCUGCGUCUGCUCCUGCUAACACAUUCUUGGGAAGCAGCACAAGUUCAGAUUCUCAGACAAAGACAACGUAUGUAUUUGGGCAAGCGCCUACCUCCCAAACACCUGGUUUAAACAUGUUUGGGAAUACACAGAUCGCUCCUACGUCUCAACCCACACAGCCACCCAUGUUUGGGUCUACAGCUUCUGCAUUUUCAGCUGCACUGAACCCCAAUCCACCACCUUUCCCUGCUAGCUCCAGCACAGUUACUUUUAACAGUAGCUCAGUGAGUAGUGUACAAGCAAACAAACCAGCCACUAAUCCCCUUGCUAACUUUGGGACUUCUGGAGGUCAGACUACAUUUGGAUCAAGCACUCAGUCUACUUUUGGGAGCAGCUCUCAAACAGCAUUUGGUGCAAAUUCCCAACCUGCAUUUGGUUCAAAUCCAUCUUUUAAAUUUGGAUCUGCUUCUGCAACGACAAACCCAACAGCAUUUGGCACAAUGAAUAGCACGCAAACAAACAGUACCCCUGCAACAAACCAGUUUAGUGCUGCAAAGCCCUUUAACUUUGUGGAAAAGAACACUGCUGUAACCUUUGGUACAACUGCAAGCACUGUGCCUGCCCCAGUCAUGAAUUUUGGAAACUCUUCUGUGGCUCAGAAUAGCACAUCUUUUAGCUUUGGGACCCCAGGACCAACAGAAAGCAAGCUUUCAUUUGGAACACCUGCUACACCAUCAUUUGGUCAAAACUCCUCCCCUGCACCUGUUAACUUUGGGACGCCUACACAAUCUUUUGGCAGCUCCAGCGCCUCAUUCGGUCAAGCAAAUCCUGGCUUCUCAAUCGGAGUGAACUCUAAGCCUUCAGGCGCUCGGCAGCGACUAAUGGCACGGCGCCAGCAUACACGGAAGAAGUAGAUACAGAUCUGUAUUCCCCAUUCCCCCCCCCCCCCCUUUUUUUUGGAACUAAAUGUACUAUCUUUGUACACAAUCGGGACGGUUUUCUUGCAAUAAGAAAAACCAACCGCUGUGAAGUUGAACCUAAGUUGGGUAUUUUUUUUCUCUCAAGGAAAGGUCCAGUGCUUAUUUUUGCUAACCUUUCCUGAUUCUUCAUGGAGUGAUAUGGCUACUGUAACAUGCAUAAUGACACUGCCAAACACUUCCAACUGGUUUUUGCUCAUGUUGGACCAUUGCCACCUUGCUUUAGCACUUUCUCAUCUGGACAUGGUGACCAUCCUGUGGCUGGGAGCAGCAGCAUUCUACCCUGACCCGACUUCUGUAGAACUGCUUAUACUUCAGUUUUUGUUUACGAUUUGAGUCAUAUUUUCUUUUGCAGUGCCUUUUUUUCUUUGCCUGCUUCCUUUUCUACUUGAUCUAGGUAACUUGAUAUUCCAGGUAUUACUGAGUUGCUCAGUAAGGGACGGAGUGCCAAAAGCCUAGACUCGCUGUACCAUGACCAUAGCAAUGUUAAUAAUGAAUAUAGAACAUAUUUUUACCAUCUUGAAACUUAUGCUAUCGGAGGUGACUGACUUGCUGCCUGGUGCAUUGUGUUUCCAGAUGUAUUCAAGGGAAUCGCUCUUUAAAAAAAAAAAAGGACUUCAGCUAUACUAUGUAUUGCAGUAUUCUGCCAUUGCUUAAAGGGGUACUCCGCUGCCCUGUGUCGGAAGCUCCGCUCCCCAGUGUCUGGAAGUUUGUUCCGGACACUGUGCAGGCUUCUG